AUGCUCUCCCGACGUGUCGCACAGACCAACUUUGAUCCCGGCCGUGGCGACGCUCUGCGCGCCUGCGUCGCCAGCUUGCUCGACUUGCCUCUCGCCCAGACGCCAGACUUUCUGAACGCCGCGGGAGGCGACUACUGGCGGUCGAUGGUGUCGCACGGCGCCGCGCUCGGCCUCGCACCAAUCAAGGUCGCGCUCGGCGCCGACGGCAAGCUGCCGAACCCGUCCGUCGAGGGCGGCCUCUGCAUUUUACGCGGCACGUCGCCCCGUGGCGCGCACGGGCACGUCAUCGUCGCCGCCGUCGGCCGUGACGGCGUCACUCUCGAUCCCGUCCACGACCCGCACCCCUCCGGACACAUGCUCCUCCCGCCGUACACCUGGGCCGCCUUUUACGCAUCGCCCUGCCCCGCCGCCGCCCGCUCGGCGGCGACCGCCGCCACGAGCAGCAUCGCCGCCGGCAGCGCCGCCAGCAGCGGCAGCGGCGCCGAGGCGAGCGGCAGCGGCGGGGCGGCCGCCACCAUCCUCUCGCGGCUCGCUCCGGCGCUCUGCGCGGCCGGAUUCGAGGUGCAGGCGCCGCUGCUGGUCCGCUGGUACAACGAGCACCCAAAGGUGACUCCGCUCGGCGUGGCGCACCACCUCGACGCCGAUGGCGACACGCUCGCGCUUCUGGUCGGCAACUCGCGCACGCUCUGGCGCCCCUUUGUGCGGUGGGUGGGCGAGCGGCUGGCGGAGGACGAGAACUACCUCGCGCGCCACCCCGACGCUCUCGACGCAUACGCGCGCCACGCCGUCUCCACCCUCCUCCGCGCUCUCGACGGCGUGCCCGGCCUCGACGCGGCGCCGUCGGUCGUCUUCGCGGACGAGACGCUCGAGACGCACGGCCGCUGCGUCUCGGACUGCUUUCUUCGGUGGGACGACUCGGACGAGCAGGCCAACUGGGGGCGGCUGCGCUCGAUCGUCGACGCGUUUGAGAUUGGGCGCGAGCACCGGUACGAGCACGAGAUGAUGCAGUUCCACUACGAGCCGGACGCGCACAGGCGGCUCGAGGCGCUCCGCCGUACCGCUCUCUGCGCGCGCGGCCCCGGCGACGGCGGCGCGGCGGCGCGGCGAGCCGCGCUGUCGUGUGACGCGCGGACCGGGGGCGCCGGCGGGCUGCCGGCGGGGACGCAGACAGCUGUGAGCGCCUUUGACCAGGGUCAACCGGCCGAGACGCAGACGGCAGCGGCGGAGCCGGGCCAGCAGGCACAGACGCAGACCUUCCUCGCGACGGGUGAGGAGGCGACGCAGACGGCGCUGCAGCGCACGGCCGAAGCGGGCGUCCAGCACCGCCCGGUGCUCGCGAACCAGGUGUGA
Messenger RNA from Emiliania huxleyi CCMP1516, 1350 nucleotides. RefSeq lists its product as hypothetical. Lineage: Eukaryota; Haptophyta; Isochrysidales; Noelaerhabdaceae. Bases 1 to 1350 code for a protein of 449 amino acids. The transcript has 3 exons. The record is from RefSeq and is a predicted model, not a curated record.